UUAUUCGCGGGUGUAGCGGGGUCUCCCUUCCCCCAUCGCUGGGUCCCGCGAGAGGGAGACGCUAGGGCUUGGAGGUAUUAUGGCCCAAGGAUUGAUUGAGGUGGAGCGAAAGUUUGUUCCAGGCCCUGGUACAGAGGAGCGGCUGCAGGAGUUGGGGGGCACCCUGGAGCACCAGGUCACCUUCCGAGAUACCUACUAUGACACCCCUGAGCUGAGUCUCAUGCAGGCUGACCACUGGCUGCGACAACGAGAGGAUAGUGGAUGGGAGCUCAAAAGUCCUGGAGCAUCAGGUGUCUCAGGACUCCACACUGAGUACAAGGAGCUCACAGCCGAGCCUGCCAUCGUGGCCAAGCUGUGUGAAGUGCUGGGGGCUGAGGGCCUGGGGGCUUGCAGUGUGGCUGCUGUACUGGGUCCACUUGGGCUACAGGAAGUAGCUAGUUUUGUGACUAAGCGGAGUGCCUGGAAGCUGGUGCUCUCUGGAGUUGAUGAAGAGGAGCGGCCGCUCAGGGUGGACCUGGAUACAGCCGACUUUGGCUAUGCUGUGGGGGAGGUAGAGGCUGUGGUGCAUGAAGAGGCUGAAGUGCCAACUGCCUUAGAGAAGAUCCACAGCCUCAGCAGCAUGCUUGGUGUGCCUGCACAGGAGACGGCACCAGCCAAGCUAAUUGUGUACCUGCAGCGCUUCCGGCCUCAUGACUAUCAGCGCCUGCAAGGAGUGAACAGCUCCAGAGAGCCCACCGGGGACUAACCAUCCUGACAGUGACCUGGGCUAGGGGUGCCACUUCCUAGAAGGGGAAGGGGCCUCUGGGUCUAAUGGGGGCCACCCCUGGAUGCCCUGUGACUCAUUUCCUUGGCUUCUCUUCCAACAGUGACUCCUCCCUCUCCCGCUCUGCCCGUCCUCCGCCCUCUACUCUCAGCUCCGCUACCCUUCUCCGAGCCCUCCCUGGCUGCCUCCUCUCCCUCAUCCGUCAGAUGCAAUCUGUGGGCCGCCCCUCUCCCCUGGCCGCUAAGCAGCCUCCAUUGAUUUCCGCUCGUGUUUAUAGGAUUUCCACUUAGCCGUGAUCAGUAGUUAAGCACAGGAAAAUCCCUUGCCACCCCCCUCCCUUGGUCGAUGCCAUUGAUUCUGCCAGCGGCUCCUAAACCGCCUUACAGCUGAGUUAGAGAUGCGGGAGGCAGCAGGGAUUUCCCCGGCUUGGGGUGUGGGGAAUAGCGGCAGGUUGGGAAAUGGUCGCAAAUCCCUGAUAGAAAUCUCAAACUCUGGCUUGAUUUUGCCACCUCUGGCCCUGUGGGAAGAGUGCUCCCUGUGGAAGUUCAGGGCAGAUUUGCUCCCUGACCUGGGGAGGGGGAGGAAGAAAACCCUCCUUGUUGAGACAGGUUCCCAAGAUUUCUACUUUCUGUUUAAGAAGGCUCUCCCCUGACUGUUACUCAUACACAUUUUCUACCUCAGAUACACCGAAAUAGGGCUUUCCUCCUCCCUCAGGCUUUAUUGGGCUGCAUUUUUGUGGGACCGGCCAGCUAGCUUGGAGUUGGUGCAGUGGCAAAGGCAGGGCCAGAGCACCACCUGCUGGCAGCCCUCGGGCACAGGUUCCAAGCUGCUGGGGCCUGGAGUCCUGGACACCGGAUGGUUUCAC
Messenger RNA from Tupaia belangeri chinensis (Chinese tree shrew), 1628 nucleotides. RefSeq names its product thiamine triphosphatase (gene THTPA). NCBI's taxonomy places the organism in Eukaryota, Metazoa, Chordata, Mammalia, Scandentia, Tupaiidae. Gene Ontology annotation, molecular function: thiamine triphosphate phosphatase activity; magnesium ion binding. The record is from RefSeq and is a predicted model, not a curated record. Gene Ontology annotation, biological process: thiamine metabolic process; thiamine diphosphate metabolic process; dephosphorylation. The transcript is spliced from 3 exons. Bases 80 to 745 code for a protein of 221 amino acids.